This is a messenger RNA of Gallus gallus (chicken), 4586 nucleotides long. It is a transcript of the gene TLR17, whose product is annotated as toll-like receptor 1 family member B. Lineage: Eukaryota; Metazoa; Chordata; Aves; Galliformes; Phasianidae. Gene Ontology annotation, biological process: inflammatory response; immune response; toll-like receptor signaling pathway. Gene Ontology annotation, cellular component: membrane. Bases 2511 to 4469 code for a protein of 652 amino acids. Gene Ontology annotation, molecular function: transmembrane signaling receptor activity; lipopeptide binding; Toll-like receptor 2 binding. The record is from RefSeq and is a predicted model, not a curated record. The transcript has 2 exons.
UUCCUUUGCUGAAGAAAGUUACUCGCAGUUGCCCAGGAGGCGUAACGACACAUCCUAUGAGUCGCUGAGGAGAGCUGCUGCCGGAGGUCACAAAACACACACAGUUUCUCAGAGGGUUGCUUCACACAUAGGGGUAGAGCCGCGUGAGCGACGCCCUCACCAAGCAGAUCUCUGAAGCUUCCCGUGGAGGUGGGUGACAGCAGAACGGACGCCUGUAUCGUUAAGUCACACGCUGAUCGCCAAGGAGUUUCAGUGAGACUUUACAUAUCGGGGGUAAUCCUGAGGGUUCGCCUCUGCUUUUGAUGGGAUCUGUGGAAGAGUAAAGGUGUUGUCUUAGGAAGAAUUCUAAUGGAUGAAGCUCGGCAGCCGGAGAUGGUUUUUUCCCCAUCGUGAACUGUAAUUUGGACUAUGAAAAAGGUCUUAAAGUGUUAGUUUGCAGAUUCUGGAUAAGUCCAUACACAUUUUAGAAAUGGAAGAACAUAGUAAUGAAUAUCGUUAUAGAACGUUGUUUGUUAAGGGUGAAUUAACAUUAUAAAUGUGUGUGUAUGCCUGUGGGCUAGAAGGGUGUGUUAGUUUCCUGCCCUGCUAACUGACUUGUUUGAAUUUAGCACUCGUGUUUUACAGUAAGUUUUCUUUUUCUUUCACUUGCUGGUAAUGAAUUUCACUUGUAUUUUUUUUCCACUGCAGUGAUGUCCCAAAUGGUUUUUGGAACAAAAAGUUGGUGAAGGAGCAAUAGAGAUGGAAACUCCCUCCUCCACCUUGGGUUUCACUGAAGUUUGUUAUCACUCUCAGUUGAGUGCCGUUGCCUUCUAAAAGAGGCCUUGAUAGGUUUCAGAGAAAAAUCACAGAAUCAUAGAGAUUGGAAGGGAUCCCUGAAAAAUACCUGCCUUUUAGUGAAUAUAUAAGUUUAAAGAAAAGAUGGAAGGAAACACCUUCGUUGUGUGACUUAAUCUGACGACAUUUAUCAAGGCAUAGAAGUAUGCAUAACUUUUGGGCAAUGUAUUCAUCUUCUUCUAAUGAUUGCACAAGAGUGGUAAGUAUGAGAGCUAACGGCAUGCAAUUUAUAGUAAAAUGCUUAUUUUGCUGUUUUACAUAUGCCUAAACCUAUCUUUGUAGAAUGUAUGCAGAGCUGGAGAUCUCAAACUAUGGCAGUGGCCAGCAUGCUCACCAGUAACAGGCCCUAAUUUAUGGAGCAGUUUUUACAUGUUAACCAAAUAUACGUCUGAUUCUGUCUUCAUUAGAGUGAUGUGUUUUCAUGUUCAGUUUGUUGAACUGUUACAUUCCAAAACAGGAGUGAAUGUUUGGUACAGUUUAAGGCUUGUGAGAUUAUAUCUUUUACAAUAGGAGCAGACAGUAGCGUGGCUUGUAAGUAACAACAUCACAAAGUGUCGCUUGUAAAUCAGAUGUGAAUAUUCUUGUCUGUAAUCAGCAGUAAUGGAGAAAGAGCUGUGGAGUACCACCAUAAGGCUUAUCAGCACGAGAACAAGAGUAUGAAUUGUCUGUGUUCUGCUGCGUAAUGUUUGUCCUAUCUUUCCCUUUCUUUUCUGGAUGACUUCUUUUCACUCGAAGCUGAGAAGGGAAGUAUGAUGUACAGAAUAUGCUGUAAAAUGAAAAAGAAAUAUUAAAAACGAUUUCCUUUGCUUCCUGAAUCACUGACAUGCUAAUCGUGAAUGCACUGUAGUAUGCUAAGCCAAAAAGGAAGAUGAGUUCCUUGGUAGUUAGAACCAUACUUAGACCUUCCCAAGAUGGAAUUUCUGACUAAUGAUACAUGGCAAUACAGAGGGGCUGGUUUACAUCUUUGCCAGGACAAUAACACGAGUGCUUGGGCAUUCAGUACUCAAGUUGCUUCUCUGUUUUAAUUCAAAAGUUCCACAUCCACUAUUUAACCCAGUUACAACACUGCUGGAAUGGGAGAGAGAUUCGUCCUUUUACCACUAAAUGGGAAUUGAAAUAAGGCAAAUAGUACUUUUAAAAGCCAGCCUUGAUAAUAACUUGGCAACUAAAUAAGUAGAGCUAAGUGAAAAAAAAUAAAAAGAUCAGAAUAAUAUAAAGGCCUUGAUUGCUAUUAAGAGUGGGAGCUGUUUGAAUUCCAGUGUAAAACCUGCUCAGAAGCAGUACUUACUUUCAUAUGAAUGUGAUGAAGAAAGAAAAUUGGUAAAAAUACUGUUUUGUUCUUUUUUUUUUCCUGCUUACCCUAUCACAAAGCAUAAAAACACCCAGACCACUAACAAUUAAAUAAUGGGGAAAUUAUAUUAAUGUUGUGGGUGAAAAAAAAACAUCUGGAGAAACACAAAUGUUAUUUCUCAAACUGUCAGUAGAUGGCACAAACAAGUUUUAUAAAAAGUGUGGGUGUUUCUAAUUAUUGUUACAGACAAGGAUAGAAUUACAGGAAGUUUUCUCUUGGUCUUUCCCUGAGCACAUUUUCUGCUUUUUAGGAGAGCAGGGAUUUCAGGAUUAGAACAAAGACGGAUGUAUAAAUAUUGAGCAUCUCCAAGGAACCAUAAAGCAGUAUGACAAAGAAUAUGAGAUAUCUCAGGAACUGUUUUAUUUACAACUGUCUGUUUGUAUUCACUUUCUGGGACAAUAUUGGCCUGGCUAAGAAAAAUGAACUCUUUGCAUCUGUUCCUAACAAUUUUCUAGAAGAUGGUUUGGACAAAAAAAAUAUGAGUUUUUCACACUCAUACGCAAAUAAUCAGCACUACAAAGCUGAUUAUGGUUGGGUUGUGAUAGAAAAUACUAUGGAAAGCCUAUCAUUGUCAGAAAUCGCAGAUGACAAUGUAAGAAAAUUAAUAACUUUACUAUCUAAAUUUAGAAAAGGCUCCAGGCUACGAAAUCUGACACUGACAAAUAUGUCAGUGGACUGGAAAGAUAUUAUUAAAGUACUUCAGGUUGUAUGGCACUCAUCCAUUGAAUACUUCAAUAUCAACAACUUAACACAACUGGGGAACGUUGUAAGUACUCGCUUCGACUAUUCAAAAACAUCCAUGAAAGCAUUUGCAGUGAAUAAGGUUUUAAUCACAGAUCUCUACUUUUCACAGGAUGACGUUUAUAACAUAUUUGCAAACAUGAAUAUUGCAGCCUUGACAAUAGCUGAAUCUGAGUUAAUUCAUAUGCUGUGUCCUUCAUCUGACAGUCCCCUUAGAUAUAUAAAUUUCUCAAAGAAUGAUUUAACAGAUCUGCUAUUUCAGAACUGUGACAAACUAAUUCAACUGGAGACAUUUAUUUUGCAUAGGAAUAAAUUUGAAAGCCUUUCCAAGGUGAGCUUCAUGACCAGCCGUAUGAAAUCACUGAGGUAUCUGGACAUGAGCAGCAACUUGCUGCGUAACAGUAGAGCUGAGGGGCGCUGUCAGUGGGCUGAUUCUCUGGCAGAGCUGGACCUGUCCUCCAACCAGCUGACAGAGGCUGUGUUUGAGUGCUUGCCAGCUAAUAUCAACAAAGUGGACCUACAAAACAACCAGAUUGCCAGUGUCCCCAAGGGGAUCACUGAGCUGCACUCAUUGCAGGAGCUGAACCUGGCAUCCAACCGGCUGGCCGACCUGCCAGGGUGCAGGGCCUUUACAAGCCUGGAGAUCCUGAACAUAGAGAGGAAUUUGAUCCUCACCCCAUCUGCCGACUUCUUUGAGACCUGCCCGAGCGUGAAGGAGCUGCAAGCUGGGCAAAACCCGUUCAAGUGUUCGUGUGAGCUGCAGGACUUCCUGCGCCUGGAGAGGCAGUCUGGGGGCAAGCUGUCCGGCUGGCCAGAGGCGUACGUGUGCAAGUACCCAGAAGACUUGAGCGGAACACAGCUGAAGGACUUCCACUUGACCGAGCUGGCUUGCAACACGACUCUGCUGCUUGUGACAGCUCUGCUGCUGACCCUGGUGCUGGUGGCUGUGGUGGCCUUUCUGUGCAUCUACCUGGAUGUGCCGUGGUACGUGCGGAUGCUGUGGCAGUGGACGCAGACGAAGAGGAGAGCUUGGCACGACUGCCCCGAGGAGCGGGAAACUGCUCUGCAGUUCCACGCCUUCAUUUCCUACAGCGAACGCGAUUCCCUGUGGGUGAAGAAUGAGCUGAUCCCCAAUUUGGAGAAGGGGGAGGGCUGCAUCCAGCUGUGUCAGCAUGAGAGGAACUUUAUCCCUGGCAAAAGCAUUGUGGAGAACAUCAUUAACUGCAUUGAGAAGAGCUACAAGUCCAUCUUUGUGUUGUCGCCCAACUUUGUGCAGAGCGAGUGGUGUCACUACGAGCUGUACUUUGCCCAUCACAAGUUGUUUAGUGAGAACUCCAACAGCUUAAUCCUGAUCUUGCUGGAGCCAAUCCCUCCAUACGUUAUCCCUGCGAGGUACCACAAGCUGAAGGCUCUCAUGGCAAAGAGAACCUACCUGGAGUGGCCAAAGGAGAGGAGCAAGCAUGCCCUUUUCUGGGCUAACCUGAGGGCAGCUAUUAGCAUCAAUCUAUCAGUGGCUGACGAACAGAACAGAACAGAAGUGUGAUGAAAGAUAUUAAAUGUCUUUAUAAUGCAGUUUCUUCUUCUCCUUGUUUGGUUUUUUUUUUAUUUGUUUGUUUGUGAACCAAUAAAUACUUUAUGAUUUCCAUUGAUUUUCAAUAUA